GUGGGUCUCCUCUCUGGGAACCAGCAACAAGUGGCUUGCAGCGGCACUUUCCCUUAGGAAGAAGUGGAUCGCAAGCGCUUGGACAGAGGGAGCCAGGCAGCUUCUCCUCUUUUCACCCUCUGGAGCCCUAGGGCGCGGAUGGGGACCCGGAGGGGAUGCCCGUUCCAGACUGGUCUUGGGAUGCUGGAAGCUGCACCUAUGGAUUGCAUUAGUACCGCUGCCUGACCCGGAGUGUGGAUUAUUAGUGGAGCUGAGGCCCCUUGGGUUACCCUACUUGCAAAAAAUAGAAAGAAACGGGGGCGGGAGGGAAGCAAGGGGUGGAAGAAAAAGAGCAAGCCCAUCUGGAGAACCAGGAAGGGGGGGCGCAUUGCCCUCCCGGAGAUGGUCCUUGUUUGGGGGUUCUGAAGUAUGUCAAAGUAAUCGUCCGGGAUAGGAGGGUUCACUUGCUCGCUUUCCUCAACCCCUGGUUGCCUAAGAGCCCCCGUCUUGGCUGGUUAGACAUGGUGUGUAUGGGGAGAAGGAGAGUAUGAAGCCUGCAGGAUGGGAGCGAACAAUGGCAAACAGUACGGCAGUGAGGGCAAAGGCAGCUCAAGCAUCUCAUCCGACGUGAGUUCAAGUACAGAUCACACACCGACCAAAGCUCAAAAAAAUGCAGCUACCAGUGAAGACUCCGACCUGAGCAUGCGCACGCUCAGCACGCCCAGCCCAGCCUUGAUCUGUCCACAGAACUUGCAUGGAUUUCAGAAUGGAAGAGGUUCGUCCACCUCAUCUUCCUCCAUCACAGGAGAGACAGUGGCCAUGGUCCACUCUCCCCCUCCAACCCGCCUCACCCACCCUCUCAUCCGGCUAGCCUCUAAACAGCAAAAAGAACAGGCCCACAUUGACCGCCUCCCGGACCACUCUAUGAUCCAGAUAUUUUCCUUCCUACCUACCAAUCAGCUGUGCCGCUGUGCUCGUGUGUGCCGUAAGUGGUACAACCUUGCUUGGGACCCCCGGCUCUGGAGGACUAUUCGUUUGACGGGUGAGACCAUCAAUGUGGACCGGGCCCUCAAAGUAUUAACCCGAAGGCUUUGUCAAGACACACCCAAUGUAUGUCUCAUGUUGGAGACGGUGACUGUUAGUGGCUGCAGGCGGCUCACAGACAGAGGACUUUAUACCAUUGCCCAGUGCUGCCCAGAACUGAGGCGACUCGAGGUUUCAGGCUGUUACAACAUCUCCAAUGAAGCUGUUUUUGAUGUGGUGUCCCUCUGUCCCAACCUGGAGCACUUGGAUGUGUCAGGAUGCUCUAAAGUCACUUGCAUCAGUCUGACCCGGGAAGCCUCUAUCAAGCUGUCCCCUCUACAUGGCAAACAGAUUUCCAUCCGCUACUUGGAUAUGACAGACUGCUUUGUCCUGGAGGAUGAGGGUCUGCACACAAUCGCCGCCCACUGCACCCAACUGACCCAUCUGUACCUGCGUCGCUGUGUCCGCAUCACUGACGAGGGCCUCCGCUACCUGAUGAUCUACUGUGGCUCUAUCAAAGAGCUGAGUGUGAGUGACUGCCGUUUUGUCAGUGACUUUGGCCUGCGUGAGAUUGCCAAACUGGAAUCUCGUCUGCGCUAUCUCAGUAUUGCCCACUGUGGUCGGGUCACUGAUGUGGGCAUCCGUUAUAUCGCCAAGUACUGCAGCAAGUUGCGCUACCUCAAUGCGAGGGGCUGUGAGGGCAUCACGGACCAUGGUGUAGAAUACCUGGCCAAAAACUGCACAAAACUCAAGUCUCUGGACAUUGGGAAGUGUCCUUUGGUUUCGGACACUGGCCUAGAGUGCCUGGCCCUUAACUGCUUCAAUCUGAAACGCCUGAGCCUAAAGUCCUGUGAGAGUAUCACGGGACAGGGCCUACAGAUAGUAGCUGCCAACUGCUUCGACCUGCAGAUGCUGAACGUGCAGGACUGCGAGGUGUCCGUGGAGGCGCUUCGGUUUGUGAAACGCCAUUGCAAACGCUGUAUUAUAGAGCAUACCAACCCUGCCUUCUUUUGAAUUGACAGCCUCUAUCUAUGAUCUCUUUUUAUAAAAAUUCAAAAAAAGGAAAAAAAACAACAAAAAAUUUGGUUUUGUUAAGCAAAAAAAAAAAUGUUAAAGACAGUAUAUGUAAGCACAUGCCACUCUCAUUUGCAAUAGCUGUUUGUUGUUUUUUUUUUGGGGGGGUAUGCUUUGAAGCUCUUGGGAAUCAGCUUUUGAUUAUUUGUUAUGAUCUACAUGAGAUCAAAGAACAAAAAUAAGCCUGUUUCUAUUGUAGCUGUUACCUUCUUGUUUCUGGCCGGAUUAUUGUAAGUAGCUUCCUUCAGAAGGCCUCAGCAGGCCGGUCCUAAUGCUACUGGGCAUCUCCAAAAUGCACUGACCCAGCAUUCCCAAGAGUGCCUUCAUUUGACCCAAAGGCCCAAAUAUCACACUUGUUUUGAGUGACAUACAUUCCUCAGUCGUACAAACUAAUGUAAGCACCAAACAAUCUUGGGAAAUGGAUCAGUAGUAGCACUUUACAAAGUGCUUUCUAAACUCUUCUUUGCUGAUUAAUCACUCCUCACAAACACCCUAGCAUUCUGGAUCUCUGUGCUCAGGCCCACUUGAGAAUAGUGGAAAUCAGAAAAGGAUAUUGUUGUUGAUUUUCCCGGAGUCACCCAGGAAAUCUUCCUCCUCUAAAUGUCUCUGAAAGUUCUUACUUUAUGCACCAAGCCAUUCUAUCAGACUAAUCCAGGAAGGCUAGUCCAAGGUGCCAAUCUCAGUGUCAAAGUUUCCUAAUUGUCUCUUUCCCUCAUCUGAGUGAUCCCGAUGUGUGCUGCAGGAAUCUAUUUCAUAUCAUGCCCAUGCUCUGUUGUUUGUUAUGCUCCGUGAGCAUGAUUGGCAGGCAGCACUAACAGGGAGGGUCUAUAUAUCUAAAGAUGAGAUUAGAGAAAUCAGCCCCAAACAGAUGCUGAGCUGAGAUCCUUUAGUCUCUCCUUGGUAUAGAAUAAUGUCAUCCUUCCUAAGCCAUUGCUAACAGGGAGAAACACCCUUGCAAUUUUUAAUUAAGAAGUGAUGCCCAAAUGGGCACACCCUUUCACUCCACAAAGUAUGUGGUGUUUUUUUCCUUUCCUCAGUCUACUUGUGGCAGGCACAUCUGUACCCCAGCUGUGAAAGCUUUAACCAGAUUUCCCUUUUGUCAUUCAGACUUCUGUUUUCCUCUUUCAUUUAUUUGUUCCUUUAUGCACCCAGACUUCAUUGUAUGUAUGAAGUCAUUUGGGGUUGGGCUCUUAAGUGUUUAAUUGUGCACAGUGUCACCUUAUGUGCAUACUUCCAUAGCUAUAUGCAUACUCCACUUCAAAGGAUGGGGUAGCCAACUUCCACAAUUGUAAUGGUGCACUCUAUGAAAAUGGCAUGCAUAUAAACAAGGGAACACAUCAGUAAGAUUUAGACUCUGGCCCACCAACCAUGUCAACCAUUCUCUGGAAAUAAAUACAUACCUAUGCACACGAUUGCUGAAUGGGAAGUUACAACUUUGGAGUGGAGUGGGAGCUUGCCAGUUCCAUUUGCAUAAAAUCAAUAAAAGGGUGGGGGGAUUUCCAUUGCCUUUCCAUUUGAAGUUCACUCCCUGAUUCCAGCUAGCAUAUGAGCUUCCAAAUGCUCCCUCAUAGCUCCCCACCCUUAAUCAUUCACUUCUGAAAACUGUUCUUCUACUUCCACCCAUAAGGUUUGACAUCCAAAUCCAGGGUUUCUAGACCUCCAAGCCAAGUAUGCUAAAUCUGUUUUCAGAGCAGGCCGAUACAAUGAUUGACAACAGCUUGGAGUCAGAGGCCCCACUGCUGUACAUGUGUUGGAAAGAAGGAGCUGAAAUAGGGAAUCAUCUGCCCAGUCUGCUUCUCAUAAUGAAACAGUAGCUUGCUUUCCAGACAACAUCAUUAGCAUCACUGAUGUAGCAUUCAAAGCCAUGUACUAAGAGGGAAAAAAUGCAUGAUCUGGCUGGAAAUACCACUUAGAAACACUCCUACAGCUUAUAAAUGUGCGCAAAACCCAAGGCAGCAUUCUACAUGCAAUUUGUGUCCCUUGACUAAGGUUUAUUUGUGAGUCAUGGAGAAUGUUCUCUCAUCCUGGGUGAUAUGGUCUCCCAGGUGAGCUUGUUAAGAUUUCUCUUACUUGAAUGAGUGAAAGAAUGAAAGAAGAGAGCAGACCCUCAUGUGCCAGAGACCAUUGGCUACUCUGUGGCUCAAAUUAUUAAAAAACCUUUAUUCUUGCCAUUUAAUAGUGUCAAAUUUACUGCUUUCUGCAUAUCUGACAAGGCCAACUCUUCACAAUGAGUGUAUAGCAUAUCUCUGCUUCAUCCAGUUCCUAACUUUCUCCCCAGACUUCUCUUCAUGAUGUUCCAUGGGGAGUUCAAGGAGUUUGAAUGUUUGGAGGAGGUAACAGGAAAUUGGGUUCAACAAGUUUUUAAGAGACCAAACAAAAGGCCUCAUUAGCAAAUUUGACUGUUUUAAAAAUGUUGCUUCCUUCCUGGCUAUGCUAAAUUGAAUGUUCUUAAAAAAAUCCUAAUGUUGGAUUCAUUGCGUGUUGUAAGAUUCUCUAGAAAGCCAUUAAUUUACUACCAUCAAG
Molecule: messenger RNA, 4599 nt
Organism: Dromiciops gliroides (monito del monte)
Lineage: Eukaryota; Metazoa; Chordata; Mammalia; Microbiotheria; Microbiotheriidae
Gene: FBXL7
Product: F-box and leucine rich repeat protein 7
Exons: 4
Coding region: 541-2016 (491 amino acids)
Biological process (GO): SCF-dependent proteasomal ubiquitin-dependent protein catabolic process
Cellular component (GO): SCF ubiquitin ligase complex
Molecular function (GO): protein binding
Source: RefSeq, a predicted model, not a curated record